CCCUAUCAACCCUCUCCCACCUCACCACCAGGCACCACAACCAUCACAAUGAACUUAUCCAGCUCCAGUCCCUACGGGGACAUAGCUCACCCACACCCCCGUCACUUCCAUCACCCACACCCACACGCACCCCUCCACACCACCGACAUCGGACUCUUCAAAUCCACCCUCCUCCCCUCCUUCACCCUGCACACCACCCUCGACCUGGCCGCCUUCAUCGCCUCCAAAGCCACCGACCGCGCCGAAAUCAAAGACUGGUGCUGGCCCUCCAGCCAGGUCCUCAACGCCUGGUGGUCCGCCAUCGGCCACCAAGUCCUCUACCACAACAUCUCCCCCCAAACCGCCUGGUCAUCCCUCUCCUGGACAGAAAAGGUCCUUCUCUCCGCCGUCACCCUCUGGGGUACCCGUCUAUUCACCCGUGUCGCAUCCCGCACUAUCACCCGCGGCAAGGAUGACCCGCGCUACGACCAGUUGAAGAAAGAAGAUCCCCAGGGUUUCUGGACCUCGGCUCUCUUGAAACAGUAUCUCCCUGAAGCGGCGUUCCUGACUCUCAUCUCGCUUCCCUUCACUGUGCCGUUCCGAUUGACCUCUUCGACUUUGGCAUUGGAUAGCGAUGUCCUGGCAACGGUCCGCGCAUUCGGCGUCGCCCUUUUCGGAGCCGGUUUCGCUUUGGAAGUCCUCGCCGAUGCGCAGUUGGAGAAACAUCGCGAGGAACGGACGGAUUUGUGUCGGACGGGAGUGUGGAGUAUUGUUAGACAUCCGAAUUACCUGGGGGACACCCUCGUGCACAUCUCCUUUGCCGUUCUCAACAUGGCCAACAACUUCAACCCGAUUGUCCUGUUGGGUCCCUUGACGAACUACAUCUUCCUUCGCUUUGUGGGCGGCGAUAAGCAGAACGAGGCGAGUCAGGAAACGAGGUACCGUGCCGAAGACCCGCAUAAGUAUGAGCAGUUGCAGGCUUGGCGGCGAGAGAAGAAUAGUUUCUGGCCUGGGUUCACGGAGGUGGUUAACCCGUGGACGUGGGCGGUUGUUGGUGCGGGUGUGGUGGGGGUUGUUGUGGAGGAGGGGAUUCGGGGGUGGAUUUCGAGGUGAUUUUCGUAUGCUUGGGUUUUGUAUGUGGAAAAGAAAGGACAAGAUUAAUGUCAUGAAUCAC
Aspergillus sclerotioniger CBS 115572 is the source of this 1153-nucleotide messenger RNA. Its product is annotated as DUF1295 domain protein. The coding region runs from base 49 to 1092 and encodes 347 amino acids. Lineage: Eukaryota; Fungi; Ascomycota; Eurotiomycetes; Eurotiales; Aspergillaceae. The record is from RefSeq and is a predicted model, not a curated record. The transcript is spliced from 2 exons. Gene Ontology annotation, cellular component: membrane.